Messenger RNA from Ilyonectria robusta, 2240 nucleotides. Its product is annotated as major facilitator superfamily domain-containing protein. Gene Ontology annotation, cellular component: fungal-type vacuole membrane. NCBI's taxonomy places the organism in Eukaryota, Fungi, Ascomycota, Sordariomycetes, Hypocreales, Nectriaceae. The record is from RefSeq and is a predicted model, not a curated record. The transcript is spliced from 2 exons. Gene Ontology annotation, biological process: transmembrane transport; basic amino acid transport. Gene Ontology annotation, molecular function: basic amino acid transmembrane transporter activity. Bases 332 to 2038 code for a protein of 568 amino acids.
GUCAGCCGCAGCGCAAGCUCGACGAAUGAAUUGCGUCAUAUCGUCCCCCACGCGGGGUGCUACAUGGUUAUCUAAUCAAUGGCUCGAAUGCUUAUGUGCCUUAACUUAUGUAUGCACAGCACCAAUUCUGGACAAUGGCAUUUCAAUUCCGUCCAUGAAAUAUCGCCGAUACCGCGCCCUGCGCCUUUUGUCAACAUUCCGAAUCCGGUGCUCGCCGUGACCCAUUAAUAAGAGCAGGCGGUACUCAAGCCGUCCCUGGCCGACAAGAGCGAUUUUACUUGCAUGUCACAUCUCCCAACACACUGCACUCCUCCAUACGCUCUGGUCAGCCAUGCGUGAGAACGGGAGCGGAAGUACGCCUCAGCGCGACGAUGAGGAACAGCAACAGCACGUAGAGAGCGACGAACGCACGCCCUUGCUCAAGUCAACCGCCUCCAAUGGACACCAACAACCCGCCACCGACUCCCCCGCUGUCAAUGGCGUCGCAGGCGAGCCACAUCAUGAGGAGACGACAAUUGUUGCCGAGGAGGUGUCGUUCACGCGGCUGGCGCUCAUCAUGGGCACCGCGUACUUUGGCGUCUUCCUGGGCGCCAUCGACUCCACCAUUAUCGCGACGCUCUCGGCGCCCAUCUCGAGCGAAUUCCACUCCCUCAGCCUGCUCUCGUGGCUCGCCACCGCCUACCUCAUCUCCAAUGCCGCGUGCCAGCCCAUUUCCGGCCGCCUGACGGACAUCUUCGGACGCGGGCCGGGCCUCGUCUUCAGCAACAUCUUCUUCGCCGCCGGCAACCUCAUCUGCGGCCUGGCCCAGGACCAGUACGUCAUGAUCCUCGGCCGCGUCGUCGCCGGCAUCGGAGGCGGCGGCCUCAUGAGCAUCUCGACCUUCCUGGGCUCCGACUUGAUUCCUCUGCGCAAGAGAGGCAUUGCCCAGGGCAUCGGCAACAUCUGCUACGGUUCCGGGGCGAUGCUGGGUGGUGUCUUUGGCGGACUGGUCAACGACCACACCAAAAUGGGCUGGAGGCUGGCCUUCCUCAUUCAGGUCCCGCCCGUACUUCUCUCUGCCGUCGCCGUUGCGUUCCUGGUCAAGGUGCCUCCGAAGCAGUCGGACAAGUCGUUCCUCUCCCGCAUCGACUUCCUCGGCGUGUUCUUGACCUCUUCGUUCCUCGUGUUGCUGCUGCUGGGUCUGAACUCCGGCGGCAACUUGGUUCCUUGGACGCACCCCCUCCCGCUCACGACGAUCCCUCUGUCUGUCGUCAUAUUUGCUGCCUUUUUCUUCUGGGAGAGCAGAGUUCGCCAACCCAUCAUCCCGGUCCGCUUGCUCCUUGAUCACACGGUUUUGGCCGCCUGCCUCUGCAACCUUCUCUGCACCAUGGUUGUCAUGGCAGGUCUCUUUUACGUUCCUCUCUAUCUCCAAGUCCUCGGCAGCAGCGCUACCAAGGCAGGAGUGCAACUCCUGCCGUCCCCGAUUGGUGUCUCGGUCGGCUCCAUGUCUGCGGGCUUCAUCAUGACAAAGACAGGAAGAUACGUGAAACUAGGCAUCUCUAGCUUGGUGGUAUUAGUGAUCGGUGUCGGUCUGUUUACGGCACAGAACGAACACAGUCCGGUCUGGUUGCCUUCGACGGCAUUCUUCUUCGUGGGAAGUGGCUACGGAGCUAUGCUCACGACGACGCUACUGGCUUGCAUUGCCGCCGUUGAUCACUCGCAGCAAGCUGUCAUCACAUCUGCUACUUACCUCGCCCGAAGCCUUGGCGGUACCGUGGGCAUUACUAUCGGGUCUGCUGUGUACCAGAACAUCCUCAAAGCCCAGCUGUGGGCGAGGUUCGGCGAUGAGCCAAAUGCUGCCGAGGAGAUUGGCCGAAUCCGAGAUGACCUUGACGAGCUAAAGCACCUCCCCGACGGCUGGUACGACGGUGUCAUUUUAUCGUUCAUGGCGGCGUUCCGGGGUGUUUGGGUCACCCUUCUUUGCAUUUCCGUCGCUGCCCUCAUUUGCGUCUCGUUUAUGAGGCAGCACACCCUGCAUUCGACUCUCGAGAGACGUUGAGCUUGUCCACCAAAUUUCAUUUAUGUUUGGCUAGGGAUACACUAGAUUGCCGCUGCAGGGGCAGUAGAGUUGGGAACAAGAACCUCAUUUCCAGCGGAGUCGUAGAUUGGAUUUGGACAAAACAACGGGAAAGAGUAGACGGAAUAUAAUAUAUUUGUACGAACAAAUAACAAUAAACAUGAACAAAAGCCAUUGUAUUUUA